This is a messenger RNA of Culex pipiens pallens (northern house mosquito), 3335 nucleotides long. RefSeq lists its product as uncharacterized. The record is from RefSeq and is a predicted model, not a curated record. The transcript is spliced from 5 exons. Gene Ontology annotation, cellular component: SCF ubiquitin ligase complex. Gene Ontology annotation, biological process: SCF-dependent proteasomal ubiquitin-dependent protein catabolic process. Gene Ontology annotation, molecular function: protein binding. The coding region runs from base 551 to 2923 and encodes 790 amino acids. NCBI's taxonomy places the organism in Eukaryota, Metazoa, Arthropoda, Insecta, Diptera, Culicidae.
ACAGCUAGCCUACUACCAGCAAAAAAGUAAAGUGAAAAUUUUUACUACUCGAAAAAAUUAGUGCAGUGCUCCAUUUUGGAAUCGUGCAAAGUGCGUAGAAAAGAUGCGAUAGCACCGGGAAAGGGCCGCCGUACCGAAUAGCAACCGUGUAGAAGAUCUUCCGCGAGGGCACUUGGCCGGGGGGAGGCGCUACUCGAACUCCCCGACCGUAGGUUGGCUGAAAAGAAGCAAAGGAAAAAAAAAUCAUUGACCCUUUCUCUGCUGGCUGACUCGGCUCUCGGGGCUGCCUGCGAAGUCGCUUUUGGGGCUGAGACCGGGUGGGUGGAGAGAGCAAGAAGGAGAGAGCGGGGGUGGGCGGAGGAAGCUGGGCCGCGAUCCAAGAGUGUUGUGCGGCGGUGCUGAGCCGCCCGUCGUGUGGACAAGCGAGAAAGAGAGACAACAUCGGCCGCCGCGGCUCCUGCUUCUGCUGCUGUUGCUUUUCGGCUCAGGAGGUUCCUCUUUGUAAACGUGAACUGAUAAACCAAACGCGCAGAAUCAAGCAACCGCCACGAUGGAUACGGCCGAGCAGCCGGACGCGGCAAUACCGUCCACCUCGGGGAUUUGCCCCACCUCCUCCUCAUCGUCAUCCGCCAGUGGGCGCAAGCGCAAGCUGUCCAGCGAUGAGUGCACCAACGAGCAGCCCAACAUGAAGAUCCUGUCGGUGGAGCUGUCCGACAUCGAGCUGCAGGUAUCGCUGAUGGAUCUGAGUGACGAGAUACUGAUGGAGAUCUUCCUGAAUCUGGACUCGGACUCGCUGAUUGCGCUUUCGGAGUGCUGCCUGCGGCUGAACAGCGUCAUCAAGGACAAGAAGUUGUGGGCCAAGGCGGAUUUUAGCUCGUCCCAGCUGGGCGCCCAGGAGUUGCUGCGGAAGAUCCAUCACCUGCAGGUGGAGACGAAGUCGCUCAAGAUCCGAGGGUUGACGAGCGUGUACCCGUUGGACAAGUGGAAAACGCCGACGCUGACGGCGAACAUGCUGGCCCAGAUCAACAAGCGCUGCCCGGGGCUGGAACACUUUGAGAUCAUCGAGGGCUACAUGGACACGAACAAUAUGGCGAUCAUUUCGUUUCCGCAGAGCAUCAAGACGCUGGUGUUCCGCAAGUGCGAAGCGGACCGCUCGAUGGCGUCGGAGAUUCGGAUGGGCUUUCUGUCGAAGAUUGACCGGACGCUGCAGAAGCUGGAGGAGCUAACCAUCGAGUACUGCAGCUGGUUCGAUACGCACGAUUUCAUGGCCUUGUCCAAGGUGCCACAUUUGCGAUAUCUCAGUCUGAAGGGUUGUGCCAACAUGAAGGAUAGCGUUCCGUACGCCAGCAUUGCCACACGGUUCGGGUUCAAGAAGUUGGAGACUCUGGACCUUCGCGACACGCCCAUCUCCGACUCGGACGUGAGCUGCUUCAACAUUGUUCAAUCGCUGAAGGAGCUGCUCCUCGAAUGUCCCGAGUAUUUGCGCACCGAGCGGGGUCUCAACGAGUACAACGAGGCCGAGCGGCAGCGCGUUGAACAGCUCAGACGAAUAGCAAACCAGGACAUCAUAAAUCCGCUGGCUCGUCGCCAAGAACCAGGCCAGGCCGGACCUGCCGGAGCAGGAGAAGGAGCAGCGGCAGCCAAUCAGCAAGAGAAUGGCGCCGCCCAACAGGGAGACGGAGACAACGCCGCGGAACCUGCCCCGCCACCGCGUCCUCCUCGACCUCACUUUCUCGGCGAAGGUCGCAACGUGUUUCGCUUCGUCAAUCGGCACUUCUUCCCGAAUCUGCACGAAAACCCCGGCGAGAACAUUAUCCGCAUCAUAAACCGCGCCGAAAUGGACCCGCCGGCAGCCGCCGCCAAUCAGCCGGAACCGCAAGCCAAUGGCCAGCCGGCCAACCAGGACCAGGACCAACAGCCACAACGACCGGCGGCACCUCCGCUAGCCCCACUGCCACCGCUGCCGGCGGACAACAACAACCAGGAGAUCCGGCAGCGCCACGUACGCAUCGUGUACAACAACCGCCGCAACAUCAUCCGCAUCAUCAACCACCUCGAGCGGAACAACAACGUCGAGGACAACAACAAUGACCAGCAGCAGCAGCAAAACGGCGCCGGCGGCGCUCAACAACCUCAGGGCGUUCUGCCACCGCCCGUGGAAGCGGCUUACCAGCAGAUCUUCGAAGCCGGCAAUCGGGACCGGGUGGAGAAUGGACCCGUCGCAGGACCCGCGGCGGCAGCACAAGAGCACGAACAGCAACCGGCGGCAGCCCCGUUGGUGAAUGGAGUUGCGGCGGAAAACAACGAGAAUGGAGCAGCGGAAGCAGCUUUGGUUAAUGGGGCUGCCGCUGAACAGGCUCCGGCCGCGGCUGCCAAUGACGGUGCUGUGGCGGGACCUGCGCCUGCGGCACCCGAUGCACCGGAACCACCGGUGCCUCAGGAGGAUAUGAACGUCCGCGUAAUCCUGCACGGCGCCAUCCAGAACAACCACCCGAGAAUCAUGCCCCACGUGAUCAUCGUGCGCGGCGUCGAGAACAACAACCCGGUCGCCGAGGUGGCCGACCAGAACCAGGCCCGCCCCGCGAACGCGUUCUACCAGUAUCUGAACCUUGGGCCGGGGGCGCCCGGCCCCAACUACGUGUCCCUGGUCAGCGAUCGUGGCAUCUGCGCGUACGGCGUCUCACGACACGAGCUCGGCGGUGCGGCCUUCAUCCGCGAGUACUUCCGGCCGAACCUGACCAGCCUGGAGCGGCUGCUGGUGCGCAACUACAAACUGGUCACGGACACCUCGCUGGACCAUCUCGAAUCGGCCGCGCCCAACCUGAAGCUGCUCGACGUGACCGGCACUUCGGUUACGGCCGAGGGCGUGCGCAACUUUAAGCUGGCACGGCCCAACUGUACAAUUUUGUCGGAUUUUGAGUAGAUUUUAAGUAACACACACACACACACCCCCUCUAGUUGACUAACUAAAUAAUGAAGUAAUGGCUGGGUAGACUGUGCGAGUAUCUGAUUUUAGGAGAGAGAGAGCCACCCUCUAAUUUUAUUUUAAUUGGCCUUUUAUACGAGAAAAGAAAAAGGGAAUUCCUAUAUUAUAAAAACAAAACUAUUUAAUGAAAAAAGCUAAGGAAUCACUGUUGGAUUAAGUUUCUCCUGGCAAGAACACGAAAACACAAAAUUGAUUUAGUAUUAGAAGUGUAAACUUUUAUUUUUAUUUUGUCAUACUUUUUUUUCGAAGGAACGAAAUUAUACACUUGAAAUAUGUCACACUAAAUUAUCCUAGAAUCAUUACAGUUUAAUGAUCAAAAAAAAAAUAAAUGUGCAGUAUUUAAAAAUGA